Molecule: messenger RNA, 372 nt
Organism: Trichosporon asahii var. asahii CBS 2479
Lineage: Eukaryota; Fungi; Basidiomycota; Tremellomycetes; Trichosporonales; Trichosporonaceae
Exons: 3
Coding region: 1-372 (123 amino acids)
Source: RefSeq, a predicted model, not a curated record
AUGGCCAUCUCAGGCACUCUUCCCUUUCUUGGGAUCAUGGGAUCAAGCCCGCGCGAGGUAGCCUCAUGUCGUGCCUCGCUCUCCGCGUCUGAGGGUCGACGUGUGUGGGUCGGUAGGUCGGUAUUAGAAGCUGACCACGAACUCAUUUCAUCCAUCUCAUUUGCCGUGCCCGUCUCGGGUGUUCGUCUCGACAACGGUCCUCUGUCUGCUGUUCAGCUGUUGGAUAGCACACGUCUCGCCGCUGGUCCGGCGUUCUUUGUCCUCGAAUUCCAAGCACGCCGACGGAGCCAAGCGGAGAGUUUCUCGUCUACCUCGCCUAUCCCUCCUGCGUCUGAGAUCGCUACAGCUCUCCAAACCAGAAGCUCGGGGUAG